Sardina pilchardus (European sardine) is the source of this 2667-nucleotide messenger RNA. RefSeq lists its product as uncharacterized. The transcript has 6 exons. Lineage: Eukaryota; Metazoa; Chordata; Actinopteri; Clupeiformes; Clupeidae. The record is from RefSeq and is a predicted model, not a curated record. Gene Ontology annotation, biological process: proton motive force-driven mitochondrial ATP synthesis. Gene Ontology annotation, molecular function: proton-transporting ATP synthase activity, rotational mechanism. The coding region runs from base 285 to 1844 and encodes 519 amino acids.
GCUUUCGUAGAUCGGAUCUGAAAAUAAUGCACAGCAUGGACGCCCAUGGUCAUUGCCAUGGUUAGUUAAAUUGACUCCUUUCUUAGACAGUUGUUUUGAGACUUUACAGAUUAUGCAUCAUGCAUAUUUAUGUUUGGUAAAUUAGGAUAUUUGCGCGAUGCGUUUCGUCGACCCACAUUCCACUAGAGAAUGGUUGACCUGUCAGCUAAGUGGGUUAUGAAAGUUACUGUCAAAACUGUAUCCAGCUUGUUCCACAUCAAGAAGCUAAAAAAGAAGAGGUCAAUAUGACUGGAAAGCAGAAGGGUGAUGUGCCUGGUGAGGUGUGCCCUUACUGUGGGAAGAAAUUCAAGAGGCUUAAAUCUCAUCUUAAUCAUUGCAAGAUGGCUCCCGCUGUUGCCUCCCCCAAGACUGCAGACACCCCGAGUGAGGAUGCUCUCCUUAAAGCCGCGGUAGUCAAGAGUAAAAAGAAGACUGUCGCUGCAAGAAGCUUAGACAAUCUUUCUUCUUCCAGUCAGGGUGAAAGUGAAUCUCUGUCUGAUUUGAAAACCAAAAAUAGAAAAAAAAAGUUAGUGAGACCAGCAGAACCAAUUACCUCAACUCCUAGUCUAAGUGAAGACACGGGACGACUUAAAAGGAAAUUGCCAGAAAGUAGUAACCAGGAGACAGAGAAAGAGAAGCUGUCUGCUGUUUUCAUGGAAACAACCAGAGUAUCAACAACACAGGCUCCAACUCUAGGGAAAGUCACACUGGCUGCGCAUGUCUUGAAGGGAUCAAUCAGUGAAGGAGAGCAGAGAGUGGUCAUCAAAGCUACCAAACUCAAAAAGGCAGCCAAGUCAAAGGCUUCACUUCGCUUGCCAGUCGAGGAGAAUGGUCCUCCUGUUCUUCUCACUGCAGCAACGGCGUCUGUUCAGGAACACACACACAAAGCCCUGCAUAAACCUCACCCAGAAAAUUACCAGCAUUUCAAUCCGUCCCACUUGAAACCUCAAAUCCAAACACAUUUCCAGGAAGAGGUGAAGACAAGUUGGCAGGGCCGAGGCAAAGACCUGUUCGGUAUGAAAGUCCCAGACAGUGCUGUGACAUACACCUUCAAAAUGAAGACUAGUGUCUGGGAUCACAUUAAGGGUGGUCUACUGAGCAGGAAGUAUGGAGGGCCUAUGACUGUGCCCUUGGUUGGGACUAAACCACAGGUUGGCAAUGCAGCCUCAGCUCUCAGUAUCAGUCUGUCUCAAUCUGCCAUGAAUCCUCAGAAGACAACGUCCUUGGAAGGCCCCUUCAUGAAGCGCCCAGACUCCUCAAAGCCCCCACAGGUCAGCCUUGUAGCAUCCCAAAGCGACGCCCUCAGCUCAAAUGCCCGGAGCCAGGAGUGGAUGUCCACCGUAACUGCAGGGUACCAUGGGAUGGAGGUGUACAGACCCCCGGGAAAGCUGGCGCAAGGGCACGAGGAGUACUGGGUGAAGCCCUCUUCCGCACCUCCACCACCCACCCCUCUACCAGUGCCUGAGGUUUUAGGUGGGUCCAAGAGACCGGAAGGUCCAUCUUCGUCUUUGAACUCGGCGGAGAGACAGGCCUGUAGCCUCAGUAUAGUCCCCCUUGCAGAGAGGAGAUUUGGUGAUGUUACGCUGAAUGAAUUGAUUCCCUGGCUUGCAGACCGAACACCACAGUCACCUAAGGAGGGGUUAGCCAUUUUUAAAAAUGGUUGGCAGUGGUAUUACAGACGGUACAUUGACGUACGCAAGGGUGGUAUUGGAGGGGUUGGCAUGCUUCUUGCUGGCUACUGUGUCCUAAGCUACAUGUGGAGUUACCCACACCUAAAACUCGAACGUUGGAGAAAGUAUCACUGAGGAAGGACCAGUCUGUGGACGUCGACUGAUGAACUGACAUUAGGUCUGAGUGAAGAAUACACUGUGUGCUGUGUGUUUCCACCAUCUGUGAAGCGACUCAUGAAUUAAUGUUUUAUUUUUAUCGAACAAUUAUUUGUACUACUAAACGAGUUGACAAAAGGGAAUGUAUUUUUGUGCACACGUUUCUAAGGCGUAAUAAUGUAUAUGAACUUAUGGAAUGUUUUUUGCAGUUCUCUAACAACAGGCGCUGACUUGUAGCGCGUGUUCAUGUAUGUAUGUUUUUAGAACGGAAAAGGUCACCUGUCUUACAUGACUUCAAAGCUUGUACCACCAUCUGUUUGUAUGUGGUAUGUCAAGUGUGGCCAAACUGACUCUAUAUCCCUGUUGGCUUCUUUACAAAGUGGAAAAAGAUGUCGUGGGUCAGUUAUUCACUAAAGUUCUGCUAUAGGCACCUUAUUUCUGGCUGUUUGAAAUAUAGCUGCGGCUGAAAACAGACUGAUUUAUGUUGAUGUUACAUCGAUGUAACUCCCUCCCUUUCAGGUGGCACACAGCUUUGAUAUCAAAAUAUGUCACAGUUAUUUGAAAUGUGUGGGGGUGUUUGAGGAAAGUAGAAGACUGCCCCCCCCCCACCUGCAUUCUGCCAACACCUGAGCCUACCCUCUGAUUAGAUCUGAUGCUUAAAUUCUUACCUCAUCCAUCUCACUCCUGACCAAUAACCAGCGAAGGCAUUGAGAAUUAGCCAAUCCAAGGUGGAGUUGAAAUGCCAGCGUGGAAAGCCAAGUACACAUUCUGAGGAUAAUAAAGAAUUACAUAAAGUGAAUAU